Molecule: messenger RNA, 711 nt
Organism: Caenorhabditis briggsae
Lineage: Eukaryota; Metazoa; Nematoda; Chromadorea; Rhabditida; Rhabditidae
Exons: 4
Coding region: 1-711 (236 amino acids)
Biological process (GO): RNA methylation
Cellular component (GO): mitochondrion
Molecular function (GO): rRNA (uridine-2'-O-ribose)-methyltransferase activity
Source: RefSeq, a predicted model, not a curated record
AUGCUGAAAAAGCUCGAAAAUUCUGGAAUUUUCGGGAAAAUUCGAGAUUUUUCAACGAAAAAAGCGGCGAAAGGGAAUUUGAAUCGCUACAUCCAACGCCAAUCCACUGACGAAUUCACUGUCAAAGCGCGCGAGCACAAUUAUCGUGCUCGAAGCGCCUUUAAACUAAUCGAAAUCAAUGAGAAAUUCAAAUUCCUGCGACCAGGGAUUACUGUAGUUGAUGUGGGAUGUGCACCCGGGUCAUGGCUGCAAGUUGUAGUGGAUAAAUGUCCGAAUGGAUAUGCAUUAGGGCUGGAUUUACAGAACGUUCUACCCAUCCGCGGUGCUGACAUCCUAUCGCAAUCCGACGUGACGUCGCCAGAAAUUCAGGCGAAAAUUCGAGAAAAACUACAAAUGCGGCAGGGUACUGUAGACGUAGUGCUGAGCGACAUGGCGCCGAAUCCGACGGGAGACAGUGAAACCGAUCAUUUAAGGCUUAUCGAUUUGUGUCGAACCGUUUUUCGAUUGUUUUCCAAGGAGAAUACGGUAGAAAACGCAUUUGAAUUGAGCAGGAAAAACGGAGUAUUUUUGUGUAAGAUCUGGGAUGGAAGUGGACGUGGCGAGUUCGUUCGAGAGCUCUCCGAUCGAUUCUCGAUGGUCAAAACGAUGAAACCGAUGGCUUGUCGGGAUAUGAGUGCUGAAUUGUAUUUGUUUUGUCGGGGAUUUAGAUAA